GUUUAACGUUAGCAUUUUCAAAGUAAUAUGAACCGUUAAAAUUUUAUCCAAAACACUAACGCUAAUCUCUAAAGCUAUUUCCAAAAGAGGACAUAUGUGUCAUUGUAUUUUGGUCUCAUGGUUGUCUUUCUUCUAACAUAAUCAUAUCCAUUAUCUAAAAAGGGGCAAAAAUAAAAAAAUUCAGGAGUGAGGAAGUCAUCUGAUACCGGUGGGCGGUGGUUCAGUUGGCAAUCUGGGAUUCUGGGAUCAUCUUAAUCACCCGCUGCAGAGAUGAAUUUGUCACUCUUCAACGGCUCCUGUAGCAGAUAUGGUGUCGGUUGGACCUCAAUAUCAAGGUGCAGUCACCUGCACCCCAGAAGAACUACUCCCCUCGGAGAAUGCUACCAUGAGAAACUGAGGCUAGGGGUUGAGGGGAGGAUUCUAUGCGAGGCUCUUCCGGAAGAAACUGGGUCAUCUGUGAAAAGGCGCAGUCUUGCAGGGUUUACUGGAGCUUUUGUAGCAAAUAUGCUUGUGAUUACUACCGCAAAUGCUUCCGGCAUGCAAGGCAUCAUGGAUCUUCCUGUUUCACUUUACACAAUCGCUGAUGGAAGCAUUGCAGAUUGGUUGGGAGGCUUUGUGUACUCUGCUGGUCAACAGGCAAAUGAGGCUGUCCAAGGCCAGUUGUCAGCUCUCAGUUUUUCUGGUUUAGCUGUCAUAUUUGGAGCAGGCCUUGUAACUAGCCUCUCACCUUGCACGUUGAGUGUUUUACCACUUACCCUUGGUUACAUUGGGGCGUUUGGCUCUGGCAAGAGUCGUGCAAUGGUUGUUGCAGAUUCAGUUGCUUUUGCAUUAGGGUUGGCCACAACACUUGCAUUACUCGGCAUUGCUGCUGCAUUUGCUGGAAAGGCAUAUGGUCAGAUUGGUCCUGGGCUACCUGUGGCUGCUUCUAGUCUAGCUGUUGUUAUGGGGCUUAACUUGUUAGAGGUAAUAGAGUUGCAGCUUCCUUCAUUUUUCAAUAAUUUUGAUCCAAGUGUGGCUGCUGCCCUUUUUCCUUCAAGCGUGCAAGCGUAUUUGGCCGGCCUUACAUUUGCCUUAGCUGCAUCUCCUUGUAGUACGCCUGUACUGGCAACCCUACUUGGAUAUGUUGCUGCAUCCAAGGAUCCAGUUGUAGGAGGCAGCUUACUACUGACAUAUACAACCGGCUAUGUUGCUCCCUUACUUCUUGCUGCUUCCUUCGCUGGAGCAUUGCAGAGUCUGCUCUCAAUCCGCAAGUUCUCCGCAUGGAUCAAUCCAAUCAGUGGUGCACUACUAUUUGGCGGCGGUGUAUUUACUCUUUUGGAUAAGCUUUUUCCUGUUACAAUGACAAUGUAGAUUGGGGCAUUCAGGUUGAUCACUCAAUGGUGUCCCCAGGGGAAUGUUAAAACCAGAUUUUAUGUUUCCAAACGGACGAAGAUGUGUGGACAGAAGGAAGGAUAUUGAUGAGUUUGUGAUUGUACUUUGAUUUUAGAGUAAUCUCUAUAAAUAGUUUUGCAUAUCUAGGGGUAUUUCAUAUUUAGUCUAUAUUUAUCAAAUAUUAUGUUUGCAGUUCUUAUUAGUUUGGUAUCAUUCCACGUUUACUUUAGUCCUC
Cuscuta campestris is the source of this 1606-nucleotide messenger RNA. NCBI's taxonomy places the organism in Eukaryota, Viridiplantae, Streptophyta, Magnoliopsida, Solanales, Convolvulaceae. The record is from the annotation of a GenBank genome assembly.